AAACUGUUUCUUUUUUUCUUUUCUUGUGGGGAGUUCUAUUAUAUACAUGUCGCAAAUGAGCGAUGUCUAAAGAGAUUUUCCCCGAGAUAAAUCGGGUCUAUAUAUAGUAUCCAUUUUUCUUUAUUUAUCAUUUCAGUGUCUAUUAAUUUUACUUUUGGUUUAAUUUGGCUUCUAAUUCCUAAAAAUUAAGAAAGAUAAGAGUAAGUUAAGCCGAAAAUUAAAAUUAAUAAAAAUGAACAUGAGGAUAAAGCGACGAGGAGGUAUAAAACGAUCGAGCGAAUUAAUUGGAAUUCCUCGCGUGAUGUCCCGCGCGCGGGAGACCUGAAAAUGAUCAUUCCUUAAAAUCCAAACGACAAGGUCUAGUCUCGAUACCCGCGGUGAACGCGUCUGAACGCGUCAUGCACACUUGACGCAUUCGCUCUGUUACUCCUACCUUCUACCCCGCCCGACCAAACCGACCCGCGCUUGUCCGCGCUCGCAGCUCUCACCGGCACGGGAGGAGGUACCGGAGAUACCGGAUACGCGCGCAGCUCGGUAUAUCCACGGCAUAAUACUCGGCAUUAUUCAUUGUCGGUUGUUGGUAGUACUCGCGGGUGUCCGAACAGACUCGGGCCUGUACUCGAUCGGGUACUUGGAUCGAAUUUUAAUCGCGUUGUCUUCAGGUUCGGCGCGCGCUGAGCCGCUUGAUACGGCGCGGCCGAGAGCCGUGACUUCGUUUCGCGAGGGUGUGGUGCGGAGAUAACGCGAGAUACGAUCGCCGAUAAAGGAAACCUGUGAUCACGUUCACGCCCUGGUCGUCGCGAAAGAAGAGGAGAACAGAUCCGAGCUCGUGACGAGGAGUCCUAGGUCCUGGACUCCCCCUCCUCUUGGUUGCUGCGAAUACAUUAAAAGCAUCCCGUCACAAAAAGGAAGGAUGUCGAACGUGGGUAAUUUGGAGCAGCAAAUCGCGAGCCUGCAGAUUGGCCAUGGCGAUGAGGCAGCCAAGAAUGUUGUCAAGCCUGGUAAGAAGAUCGGGCCCGCGGUGCCGCCGAAGCCGAAGAAAUCUCAGCCUCAGAUACCGCAAAGUUACACUAUAAAGACGCCGCCUGUGCCAUCGUACAGCACAGUGCUCAACAAUACGGCGUCAGGCGACAAGCCUUCCAGUCUGUACGUGAAUACAUCUUCGCCGUAUGUUCCACUGGACAUAAAGAACGACUUUUCGCAGAUAGAAUUGCCCGCUAAUGACAAGGAGGUGCCACCGAAGCUUUAUCAGAACAAUGAUAAUCUAUACGCGCGUCAGACGGAAGAAAAAUUUGAGCCGAAAUACAGAUACGACGAGAAGAAUUAUUAUUCCAACGUCGGGAACAUGCCAGCACCUCAGGUACCUGUGCCAGACGAUCGCGCGAAUAGAGCGACCAGGAAUGCGGUGUACAGCAAUGUAGAACCACCGGUACCCACGAUGGUCUCCGCAUACGAGUACCCAUAUGAAAUGGACAAAGAAAUUAUAUACAGCAACAUUCAGUGGGGCCCUAAAACAGAGAACACAUACUGCAAUGUUCCCGCUGCGCACUCCGCUGACGAUUUGCCACCACCACCGGAGCCGUCGGAAUACGUCUCCUGUGUACCCGGAAACUCAUUUCCACCGCCGCCCGACGAGUUGCCUCCACCACCGAGUCCUGUCUCGUCUAGUUAUAGCGAGUUGAGACGUGCCACUUAUCAAACCGAUUUUCCAUCGGGCAACUAUCCCGCCGAUAUCUAUGGUCCGAGUUCACAAUCCAGCUCGACGUACGAGUCCAUAUAUGAGCCAAUUAAUCCCAGACCGCCGUCACAACUCUCCUGUAAUUAUUCGAUGUAUUCUGGUUAUGGGUCGGCUGCGUCCACUCAACCGCAGGGCAAGGUGUCUCCCGUUAAAGAAGUGAGUCUCGGAAAUUUACCUGGCCAGGAUGAGACGGUACGAGUGGUGGCACUAGAUCGCAGUUUCCACAUUCAAUGCUACAAAUGCGAGGAUUGUGGAUUGAUAUUAUCAUCCGAUCAAGAAGGACGGGGUUGCUACCCUCUGGACGAUCACGUCUUGUGCAAAAGUUGCAACGCUACCCGCGUCCAAGCCUUAACGUCUCACAUGACGACCGAAUUAUAAAUUAUAGCUCACACAAUUCGAACUGGUGAAAUUCAAAUAGUAUGAAAGAAACGAAUCAAGUAUCAUUGUGAUUAACUGUAUAGCGAUAUAAGUACUGUUAUAUACACAGUGAUUAUGAAUUCUCUUUUUUACGGUUUCUCCAUUCCAUUGUUACUAUUCACAUCUUGUAUUUGAAAUCAAUAUCUGCUAUUCUAUUGUAUGAAGAGAGGUGAGAAAUCAUUUUCUUUACAUUUUAGCUAAUUAGCAAACUAAGAAAAUUAUAUUCUGUCCAUAUUUGGAUCUUUUUUACAAUUUGAAAUGAAAGACACGAGAUAUCAGACUUUAUAUUCUCUAUAUACUAAUCUUUAAUGCUUAUAAAGUAGACUAGGGCGCUAAAUUUCUCACGAUCACUGCCAUAACGGAGCAUUUGCAAUACGUUACAGAAUAACGAAUUAGAAAUAGAUAUAAGUUCGACGUCUGAAAUAAUUUUCCUGCAGAUGUGAUUAUUAUUGUGAUUCUAGUAAAGUAUUUGAUGUAUCGUAAAGUAUUUAACAUGUAGUAGUUCGUCGACAACAGAAGAAAGAGAGAAUACCGCUUCGAUCCAUUUAUUUAGAGAUAAAUCUUUAGAUUCAGGACGUAUUAUUCAGGAUUAUUAUUGACAAUAUAUCAGUGAGAGAAAACGUGCCAUUCUCUUCUGUUUGUAAUGUAAUUUGUUGUAACAAUUUUUUGCACUAUCUAAAAGGAAAGACAAACGCUCAAACUAAAACUUGACUUGAGGCGAUGCAGUUAUAGUUCUCGAAUUUCUUUCAUGGGUAAAAUAUUACAUUGAGAAGAGACUUGUAUGAUCUCUGUAUUAUAGUAUCAAUAAAAAUACAGUUUGUUAUUUAUGGCCAAA
Molecule: messenger RNA, 2990 nt
Organism: Pogonomyrmex barbatus (red harvester ant)
Lineage: Eukaryota; Metazoa; Arthropoda; Insecta; Hymenoptera; Formicidae
Gene: Zyx
Product: lipoma-preferred partner zyxin
Biological process (GO): cell-cell adhesion
Cellular component (GO): focal adhesion; stress fiber
Source: RefSeq, a predicted model, not a curated record